AUGGCGAAUCUUGACGAAUCAACAGAAGAGAUAAAUCGCCGGUUUGGCAUACCCAAUCUCAACAACCGAAAAUCAACCUUUCCCGACCUCACCCUAGCUUCAUUGUCCGAUGAAGAUAUUGAUUUCGAUAAGGAUCUUGGCUUGAACCUGUCAGGGAUCCUUGACUCCAACACCAGAAACAAUUCACCUAAAAAAUCCAACAUGAGGAACUAUGGAUCCCCUCCUAAACGAGUAAGUAAUGAUUAUCAAGACCACAUGUAUAGAAUGAGGUCCAAUCCAAGCAGUCCAAUCAAGCACAAGAAGACUCCCAACAGGAGAAACUUGUUUUAUGAAGAUCUCAACGAACCCACAGAAAACUUUGAAUUUGCUGGCACUCAUGCUGAAGUUGGGGAUAUAGGAGCAAAGAAAAUCAAGGCUGCAAUUGAUGGGUUAUCUAGCAGGAAACCAGAUCAAGAUGUAAACUAUCGUGAUUUAUACAAUGACGCACAUAAACUUUCUACACAGUUGGUUGUCAAGAGUGCUGGAUUAGAAAAGGAAAAUGCAAGGUUAAGGGAUAUUGAAAGAAAGAAUAAUCAAACCAUUGCUGAGUUGCAGAACUGGGUUACUAGCUUACAAGAAAAAACCAAGAAAUAUAAGCAACUUUACCUCAAAGCUAAAAAGAAGCUUGAUGAAGUUGACCAAGAAAGAACCGAAGAAGUUGUCGAGAAAGUGAAUAUACCAUCCCAGCCACAACAGGAACGUCCAUCAUCCCGAACCAAAGAGUCUGUUGGUGUACCACUAGACGAAGUGAAGUCUCUUUUAGAAAACUUGAAUGGUUCCAUCGAGAAACUUAUAAACAAAGAUAACACUGAACCAAAACCCACAGUUGAUGAGAAGAUUAUACACGAUAUUUGUGAAGAACUUGUACGCAAAGUGAAACAUGGAUUAGACGCAACACCCACAGAUCCUGAACCACCAGUGCAAUAUUUCUCAACACAGCCAAGACCAGCGUUUACUUCCACACAAGUUCCAAAUCCUCCACCAACUAACCCUCCUAGUACUACCUAUGUUCCAUAUGCUCCUAUUCCUGAACCAUUUGUUGCUCCUGCUGCUACCACUCCUUCUACAGCAGCAGCAGCUCCACCUCCUCCAACUACAAACGUCCCCGUGCCUGCACCUGCACCUUCAUCUUCGCCUUCACCUGCGCCUGUAUCUACACAUGCCCCAGUACAAUCCACGCAACCUGAUGCCGAAGCUCCCAAAUCUACUCCUGAAGAGCCACCCAUAACCCAUGCCCAACUUAAAGAGCUCAUAAAUGCAUUAACUAACCAAAAAUUAGCAGAUCCAGUAGACGAAAAGGAUCCUCAUAUUUACGUUGAUUGCCGCCUUUGUUUCAAUGCUAAGGAUAAGUCUAAUAUCAAGGAUGGAAUUUGCAAGAGAUGCACUAAAGAAGUCAUGUCUUGUGAUACUACGUUGAAUAAAUUAGGUGGUGGUUGGCUACCUCAGUAA
Molecule: messenger RNA, 1488 nt
Organism: Spathaspora passalidarum NRRL Y-27907
Lineage: Eukaryota; Fungi; Ascomycota; Pichiomycetes; Serinales; Debaryomycetaceae
Exons: 1
Coding region: 1-1488 (495 amino acids)
Source: RefSeq, a predicted model, not a curated record